Lodderomyces oxycetoniae is the source of this 2661-nucleotide messenger RNA. RefSeq names its product cytochrome c oxidase subunit VIa (gene COX13). The record is from RefSeq and is a predicted model, not a curated record. The transcript has 4 exons. Gene Ontology annotation, cellular component: mitochondrial inner membrane. The coding region runs from base 1 to 2661 and encodes 886 amino acids. NCBI's taxonomy places the organism in Eukaryota, Fungi, Ascomycota, Pichiomycetes, Serinales, Debaryomycetaceae.
AUGAAGAGGAAUGCAAAAAGGACACUAGAUGCUGCUCCACUAGAUGCUGCUCCACUAGAUGCUGCUCCACUAGAUGCUGCUCCAUUGGAUGCUGCUCCACUAGAUGCUGUUCCAUUGGAUGCUGCCCAACUAGCUCGCUUCACUCCCUAUUUGUUACGGUAUAUACUCCCAUCAAAAACAUCAGCUACAACGCUAUCUAAAAUCAAACAAUCUAGAGAAUUUGACUCAAGUUUUCACCAUUAUAUAAAGGAAAAAAUAACAAAUUCCGGUAAUGGUGAUGGUGACAAAAUACUGAUAGAUAAAGCUAAAGAGAUUUUGCAAGAAAUUGAAAAUUUAAAGGCCAACGGUGGCAAUGGGCUAGAUAAUAUCAUCAAUAUUCCCCAACGAGAAGAAAUACCCGACUUUCACCAAUAUGAUCCAAAUUUCACAUUUGGCCUACUUUUGAAAUAUAUCAAUGAAAAUUCCUUCACAGAUUUGGAAAUACCGGUAUUCCAUUGGUCAGACUACUGUGAUAUGUCGGUGCUAAAUGAGUAUUUCUACAAACUAGAGAAAGACAAGUGUAAACAAUUCACUGUUAUCAAAAAAGAUAAGAAAAAGGAUGAUUCACUUGAUCCUAAAGCAUACUGUAUCAAUGAUUUCGAACUCGAUUCAAUUUUAUCAACACCUCAAUCCAGGCCUCAGAAUCAUGACCCCUUUUUCAUAUCAAGAGUUCAGAGCUUAAAUGACUCUUUGCAGUUCAAACAAGAUCAAUUGUCCACUGGCUUCCACAUUUUUGGUUUCUCUGGUAGAAACACAAAAAAAUUAAGACCAAUCAUUGCCAAAUCUUAUCUUUAUGAUUUUAUGAAAUCUCCGUUAUCGUUAACUUUAUUAUUACCAGAAAACAAGUCAAUGCAAAUUAAUGUAAACCAACAAGAACGGAAAAAAUUGCAUAAUUCUGUGCUUUUCCAAUCGGGACAAAUAAAUGUAAGAGAAGAAAUUGAAAAAUUGAGUCGCAAAUUAGAGCCUGAUUUCAUCACAUUGCCAAAUGAGAAACACCUUGAUCAAACCCAGUUUUCUGACCUGACUGUUGAGAAGAUUAGUCAAUUAGAAAAAAUUAAAAACAAGCUAAAUCAAACAGAUUUGAAUUACCUCAAUUCUCUCAAGGCGUCAAUUACUUGUGAAAAUCCACCCAAGUAUUUUCGUGAAGCAAAUAUCGUUAAAAGUGAACCAAAUUUUUUUGUGGGAGGUCACUAUGAUUGGAGAUUUAUCAAUGAUAUAAUUAAUGGAUCUGAGCAACAUGUGCUUUCAAUAAAUGGUUUAGUAACUGCAUUUUUAAAAUUCACUAAUCAAUAUGGGUUAUCAGCUUGGGUAGCUCAUGGCUCGCUUUUAUCGUGGUACUGGAAUGGCAUGCAAUUCCCGUGGGACGGUGAUGUAGAUGUGCAAAUGCCAAUUGAAGAUUUACACAAAUUAUCACGGUUGUUUAAUCAAACUAUAGUAGUUGAUUUUGGUAAUGACUUGGAUCAAGAGAUUAGAUUUGGUAGGUAUUUUCUAGAUUCUUCUACAUUUAUCUCACAUAGAGUUAGGGGGAAUGGAAGAAACAAUAUCGAUGCUAGGUUUAUCGAUAUGAAUACCGGAUUUUACGUUGAUAUUACUGGAUUGGCAUUAAGUGAUACCAAAGCACCAAUAAGAUAUGACCAUUUGGUGAAAGGCACUAGAUGGGAUCGGGAUCGAAACAAGAAGCUUGAGAAAAAAAUGUCCGAAUUUGAAAGAAACACCUUUUUACAAGUUUACAAUUGCCGUAAUUUCCAUUUUGCAAGAUUUGAUGAAUUGAACCCAUUAAGACUAUCGCUAGUUGAAGGCGAAUAUGGCUAUAUUCCUUCCAAGUUUGAAGAUAUGGUUCGGAUAGAAUAUAAGGAGAAAUCACUAACUGAUACAAGUUACAAAAGGCACAUUUUUAUACCCAAAUUGAGACUUUGGGUGUUGAAGGAUCCCAUGGCCGAUUUCAUAUUCAAGGGAAAUGUUUCAGAAAAGAAGAAAUAUGCACAAAAACAAAUCCCAUUAGAAGUUAAUCUAACAGAUGAAGAAUACUAUGAGUUUUUAUUUAAGGAAAAACCAAUAAUGAAGGAGUUUCUAAUUACCCAAAAUGUCACAAACUUGCAUCAAGAAGAGCUAUAUCGAAUUUUUCAACAAGCGAAACCAAGUCUGUUUUUUGUUGAUAAUGAGUUGGGCACUAAUCUCAACAAGAGACGAAAUUUGAGACAUGAUUUCUUUACUAAUUAUGUAAAAGAGCUGAACUAUAGAUUCACUUUCCGCAGAUUUGCAUCUCAUUAUGCGCCAUCCAAGUUCUUAAACCUGCCAGCAUACAAGCCAAAUCCUGAAAAAGGAGCCAAAUUCAUCAAGGCAUACGAAGAGAAGGUCCAUCAUUCCGAGUCAAUUACCAAUUUAUGGAAGAAGAUGACUUAUCUUGUAGCUAUUCCAGCAAUUUUAUUGGUUUCCAUCCCGGUUGCUAAGGUUGAAAUGAGCCACGCUGAGCACAGAAAACAUCAAAGACAUUUAUCUGAUGAUGAAUGGCCUACCCAAUAUGAGUAUCAAAAUAUCAGAUCAAAGCCAUUCUUUUGGGGUGAUGGUGACAAAACCUUGUUUUGGAAUUCCGACGUUAAUAGACAUGUCCAAAAGAGCUAA